Molecule: messenger RNA, 3712 nt
Organism: Larimichthys crocea (large yellow croaker)
Lineage: Eukaryota; Metazoa; Chordata; Actinopteri; Sciaenidae
Product: von Willebrand factor A domain-containing protein 5A
Exons: 22
Coding region: 188-2755 (855 amino acids)
Source: RefSeq, a predicted model, not a curated record
GCUGGUUAAUAGUUUCCGGUUACAGUAAGCACUCCACAGUUGUGGGUGUGACCUGCAGCAUGUUUGUUUGGGGAAGGAUCACACGUGACUAUACCAAAGGAGAAGCUUUCUUACGUGUCCUGAACAGGCUCAUCUUUCUUCACAGAGCAAUAACUGCUUCCUCUGCAUUGUAACCUGUUGAAAAGGCAUGAUGGUGAACUGCUGUGGUCUGCUCACUGCUUAUAAGGAACAAGUUCCUCUGAAGAGUGUGGUGGUGGAGCUGGAGGUGAGGGACCAUGUGGCUACAGUGGUCUCCACUCUGAACUACGAGAACAAGGAGGACAAACCACUAGAGGCUGUUUUUGUCUUCCCUCUGCCUGGAGACGCUGCUGUCUGUCAUUUCAGUGCUACGAUCGGAAAGACACAGAUUGUAGCUGAGGUGAAGGAGAAACAGAAGGCUCGUGAUGAGUAUGAUGAUGCUUUGAGCUCAGGUCAGCGGGCCUUCCUAUUGGAGGAGAGUGAGCAGAGUCCAGAUAUAUUCUCUCUGAGUGUGGGCAGUCUGCCUCCAGGAGAGAGCGCCUCCAUCAGGCUGGAGUAUGUCACUGAGCUGGCUGUGCAGGCUGAUGAUGGGCUGAGGUUUUGUCUGCCCGCUGUGCUCAACCCUCGCUACCAACCACAGGGAAGUGGAGGUAAUGAAGGUCCCGGUGUCCAGGUGAGCUCUGUUCCAGCCUCUCUGGUUCCCUACAGCCUGUCUUUCUCUGCCCGAGUGUCCUCUCCUCGUCCAGUCUCUAAAGUAGAGUCCAACUGUCCCCUGGACCCUCUCCAGUACCUCAACACAGAGCAAACCCAGGCCACGGUCAAGUUGGCUGCAGGACACAAGUUUGACAGAGAUGUUGAACUGCUGAUUUAUUACAAAGAUGCCCACCAGCCCUCUGCUGUGGUGGAGGUAGGACAGACCUCUGCCAAGCCUGGCACUCUGAUGGGUGAUCCAGUAAUGAUGCUGAGCCUGUACCCUGAGUUCCCCCAGGCUGUGAUGUCUUCACUCACCUCAUGUGGAGAGUUUGUGUUCUUAUUGGAUCGAUCUGGAAGUAUGGGUUGCCCUACCAAUAACAGCAAGCAGCAAGAAACUCGCAUUGGCAGUGCCAGGGACACUCUGCUGCUCCUGUUGAAGAGCUUACCAAUGGGCUGCUACUUCAACAUCUACAGUUUUGGGUCCAGCUACGAACACAUCUUCCCUAAUAGUGUGGAGUACAACCAGAAGACCAUGGUAAAGGCUCUAAAGAAAGUUAAGGAGAUGAAGGCUGAUCUGGGAGGAACAGAGCUCCUGAAACCUCUUAAACACAUUUACAGCCAACCCUGCAUUCAGAGUCAACCGAGACAACUCUUUGUCUUUACUGACGGCGAGGUGGGGAACACCAAAGAAGUUAUCGAUCUGGUGAAGUCGAAUUCAAGUUCCCACAGGUGUUUCUCUUUUGGGAUUGGGGAAGGGGCCAGCUCUGCUCUUAUCAAUGGAUUGGCCAAGGAAGGAGGAGGUCACGCACAGUUCAUCACAGGGACUGACAGGAUGCAACCCAAAGUGAUGCAGUCGCUGCGAUUUGCUCUGCAGCCAUCUGUGGCGGACAUCUCAGUCACAUGGGAUUUGCCAAAGGGAGUCUCUGUUACUGUUCUCUCUCCACCAAUCACAGCAGUUUUCCAGGGUCAAAGGUCACUGAUUUAUGGCCAACUCACUGGACAGAGUUCAGAGGCAGCAGAGGGCUGUGUGACGGUGAAGUACAGCCUGGCAGGUCAUCCCUCUCAGAACCAGCUACACUUCAGUCUCAAACCUGCAGAGGACAAUGGGUUAACAGUCCACAGGUUGGCUGCUCGGACUCUGAUUCGCUCCCUGGAGAUGGAGGAGAGAGAGCGCAGGGGAGAGCAAGAUGGAGGAGUGAAGAAGAAGGUGGUGGAGCUCAGUGUCCAAUCAGGAGUGAGCAGUGCCUUCACUGCCUUCAUUGCUGUCAACAAAGGGAACGGCGAGGCGAUUCAAGGACCUCUGGUGCGCAGAAAUGUUCCAACACCCGGUAUGAGGGACUGUACUUAUUCACUUUGUGCUCCAGUGAUGUUUGGUGCUCCAAGACUCAGAACUAGGAAAAGUUGUACGACAGUUGAUGCUCCAAUGAUCUAUGGUGAUCUACGCAGCAGUAUAAGGGCUCCAAUGACCUAUGAUGUUCCAAACUGCAUGCAGACGGAGGAGAGAGGGCGGAGGUGUGGUCCCUCACCCUCAACUCUCUCAUUAGCUCACAACAGCAGUAAGAGCAAAGCUGGAUUUUUCUCAAAUCUGAAGAUGAAGAAGCUGCUACGUGGGAAAAAGGAACAAGUCUACAAGUCUAGUCCAAAGACUCAGUCGUUGUCCACUAAAUAUGAAGAUUACAGAUCUAUGCGUGUAAGCACUGAGCCCCAGCAGCCACCCAGAGAUCCUUUUCUGCAGUUGAUCUCCGUCCAGAAGGCGUCUGGCUGCUGGGUGCUAGAUCCAGCUCUGGCUGCUGCUAUGGGAAAGACCAGCGAGGAGGUGGAAAGCCCAAAACCUGCAUCGGUGAAUCAGGAAGUGUGGGCCACCAUUCUGGCUCUGAUCUGGCUUCAUGGUUUCAAGAUGGACGCUCGGGAAGAGUGGGAGCUUUUGGCUAUGAAGGCUGUGUCAUGGCUCCGUGCUCAGAAUGCAGCAUGUGUGGCAGAGUGUGUCGAAGCUGGAAAUGCACUGUUGGGUUGUAAAGUGCAGAAAGACGCCCUGGGACUCUGAAGGUUUUCAUCAAACUGGCUUCUCCUUCAGGAUUGAUACACAGAGCUUUGUAACAAUGAAAUCCUGUUCUUUUAUGGUGUCUGUUUUUAUUUGUGUGCCUUUAAUGUCAAAUUGUGUCUAAGGUAACUGAAAAUGAAACAGUGUGUGAUUGCUUGCUUGUGUUAUGCUUCAUCUAAUAUAAUCAUGUUUAUGUCUCAUGAAAUUUGAUUUUAUCCUGAGUUCAACUUCUGCCUGAGUGAACUUGUGCUUACCAAGUAACCAGUCUCGGGCUAGUUCCAUACAACAUAGACAACUCUUAGUAAAAUCCAGUAUCAAUUAAAUAAUACAUUUAAAAUAAAAACAAGUGUUAUGAUUAUAUGUCUAUUUAAUAAUGAUGGAGAGUAACACCAUAGCGCUUAUCCAGCAAAUGAAGGAUGCCAAUAGUCAGCAGGUGCUUCUCCAGGCAUAAACUAGAAGCGGCCAUUUCUUUCCUCACUGCAAUAGCUGUUUUCACUUCCAGAUGUUAGCAGUUCCACACAGAUGUUUGUCUUACGUUAAAAAUUCACUUUUCAGCAAAGCAAAACUUGUUCAACAGUGUUUGACUGUCAGCUCCUGUCAGUCAGUGCUCAGAGGUGCCCAUCAUCACCGUCAUCAUCAUCAUCAUUAUUAUUAUUAUUAUUAUUAUUAUUAUUAUUAUUAUUAUUAUUAUUGUAGGAGCCAUAUGUGUGUGUAUGUUUGACCACUAGGGUGUAGUAUUUUUGUCUAAUUGGUGACCACCGAGCAUCAGGUGUAUAGAAUAGGAUUGAAAUCAGUUUAAGUUGAAUGGUGGUGGGGAGCACACCAGUUCUUAACGGCAUCACGGCAUCCAGCUGAAAAGCAGCUUUAUGUUAAGUUCCAGUCACCAACAACCUACAUGAUAAUGUUUUGUUUUGUCAUUUCUUUAUUUUUGCAAUAAAUGGGAACCUCCCCGAAACAGAA